Molecule: messenger RNA, 1840 nt
Organism: Monomorium pharaonis (pharaoh ant)
Lineage: Eukaryota; Metazoa; Arthropoda; Insecta; Hymenoptera; Formicidae
Product: beta-1,4-glucuronyltransferase 1
Exons: 6
Coding region: 140-1639 (499 amino acids)
Source: RefSeq, a predicted model, not a curated record
ACCUGCAAUUGCAGUCUAUUAUGCAUCUCGACCGCCCGUGUUGUGCUUUCGCGGUUCGCCAACGCGUUUGCGCGGCAUCGAUCCGCCUCGCAGUCUGCAUCUUCUCGAUAAACAUCACAUCGUGCCAGUUCAACGGCGGAUGUUCCUCAGAGGACCAGCCGCUUGUGUCUGUAUAAUAUGGAACAUCGUUCCAACGUUCUCGAUCGACGAGGAGAUCGGGGAGAAUAACCGAGACGAGAAAGCGAUGCGCAGCCUCGCUCGCAAGCUAUUGGUAUGGCCGACAUUGGUGCUGUCUCUCCUGGUAGCCGGCCGUCUGCUGUUCGGCCGCGACCUCCGAUUGCCGACGACGACGCUUGUUUAUCGCGAUGACGGUGGCAUCUCGACGUUAGACGGUAGCCAUGCGAGCUCGCAGCAAGACACCGGUCCACCGGAACCGCCCGUCUACGCGGCGGGCAUGUAUAUGGCGAGUCAGCAACCUCGCAACGAGAGCGCCUGCAGAUGGUACCACGGCCUGCCGGAUAUCCUCUCCUAUCCGUCAUCCAAGCUCAUCUGGAGCCCCGAAACCGGCGAGAAGAGUCCCUAUAGCGAGAAUUCUUUUUCUCCAUGCAGGGUUCUGCCGUUCGUGUUGCUCGGUGCCGUCAACGCGACAACAUACAGUUUGCCCCAGGUUACGCUGUCUACGCACGCCACCGCCGAUCAGGUUUACGGGAUCGUGGAGCUGGCCAGACGAUGGGAGGGACCGAUCAGCCUGGCGGUGUUCGCGCCAGGCCUCGACGCCGGCCUCGCUGUCGCUCAGCUUGAUCGAGCCUGUCGUUGCGAGCCUGCCAUGUACAAGGUUUCCGUCCACAUGGUGUUUCCGGCCGGUCGACCGCCCGCUCUGGGCGCGAUCGAUCGUGCCCAGGGCGAUUGCGCCGCUUCCGAUCUCCAGGGACGGCAAGCCGAGACCGAGAGGCGGAAAAGGAGAAUGACAUAUCCCAUCAACGUCGCCCGGAACGUGGCGAGAACGGUGGCGAACACGUCCCGCGUGCUGGUGUCGGACAUCGAGCUGCUGCCGAGCGCGCGGCUGGCUUCCGGCUUCAUGGAGAUGGUGCACCAGAGACCGCCCAAAGUCGGCGUGGUCUUCGUCGUGCCCGUAUUCGAAAUAGAGUCCAAUGAACCGCCGCCAGCGACGAAGCGCGAGCUGCUCGCCGCCUGCCGAGCCGGCCUGGCGGUGUAUUUCCAUAGGUUUAUUUGUCCGCACUGCCAGCGAUUUCCCGGGCUGACCAGGUGGCUGAUCAGACCAGACCCGGGUAAGAUCCGACCGCUUAUCGUCACCAAAAGGGAAUACCCGCAUCACAGGUGGGAGCCGGUCUUUAUCGGCACGCGCGACGACCCACUCUACACGGAGGAAAUGUCUUGGGAGGGCAAGCAGGACAAGAUGGCCCAGAUGUUCGAGAUGUGUCUUCUGAAUUAUCGUCUGGUCGUGCUCGAUGGUGCCUUUUUAGUGCAUACUCCGGGAAUCAAGCGAAAAACGCACAAGAUCAAUGUGGCCACACAGGAAUUUUUCCGGCCGCACGAGAAGAAGAACGCGAAGAUUUACCAACGCGUGAUAAAGCGUUUAAUCAAACAAUAUCCGAUCAAUCGUAGAUGCGCGCAAUGAGAUAUUCGAGAUCUCGACGCGUAAGCCUUUCUGAAACAAAGAGAAAUAAUGAAGAGGGACCGAUUCGACACGCUCGAUGCCUGUAUCCGUAUACGAUAGAAAAAAUAUUUUUUAGUCAUAUCAAAUUUUAUAUUAGACUAAGGUACGAAUUCGCACCGAUCGCUUUUUCACCGCGGAAAUAAAGGCUGUUUUUACUGAAAA